This is a messenger RNA of Ricinus communis (castor bean), 1875 nucleotides long. RefSeq names its product tRNA (carboxymethyluridine(34)-5-O)-methyltransferase. Bases 221 to 1393 code for a protein of 390 amino acids. Gene Ontology annotation, cellular component: nucleus; cytoplasm. NCBI's taxonomy places the organism in Eukaryota, Viridiplantae, Streptophyta, Magnoliopsida, Malpighiales, Euphorbiaceae. Gene Ontology annotation, biological process: tRNA wobble uridine modification. The transcript has 3 exons. The record is from RefSeq and is a predicted model, not a curated record. Gene Ontology annotation, molecular function: tRNA binding; S-adenosylmethionine-dependent methyltransferase activity.
GCUCAGUGUCUUUAUCAUAGAACUGAUCGCUUAUUAUCAUUUGUUUUUUUAAUUUUAUCUCCCUCUCGUAAAACCCUAACCCUAAUAUUGACUCUGUAUUCUAACCACUACUUGAAUACUCAUAAAGAAACGCUAUUUCUGUUCAAUUGGCACAAUCUAAACCUCAAGUUUUUCGGCCUCGCACAAGAUUAUUUCUCAUUAGAAUGUCUGCUUCAAGCUGAUGAUCUUUGAUGUUCUAAGAGCAAGUAGAUUCAGUGAAACCUAUCGGCAGGCCUUUGCUCGACCCAUUAUUGUAAUUGGCAGGGUCUGCCUUUUUGGAAUUUUCAGAGCUAUGAGAGAAAUCAAAGUGAAAGGUCCUUCUGGCUUGUCUAAUGUUGCUUCUGAUGGAGAAUCUCAGAUUCAACUAUCUUUGUCAGCAGAUGAAAAGCAGGUGUGCUCAUCCUCAAGUGUGCAAUCUACCCCUGAAAUUGAAAAGAAGUAUGUCCAUCAUGUUUAUGAUGCUAUUGCACCUCAUUUUAGUUCCACUAGGUUUGCCAAGUGGCCAAAAGUUGCAACCUUUCUGAAUUCUUUGCCUUCAGGGUCUCUCAUAUUGGAUGCUGGAUGUGGAAAUGGAAAAUACUUGGGCUUAAAUCCUGAUUGCUACUUUAUAGGAUGUGAUAUAAGCGCACCACUUAUCAAAAUUUGUGCAGAUAGAGGACAUGAAGUUCUGGUUGGAGAUGCAGUAAAUCUUCCCUACAGAACUGGUUUUAGUGAUGCUGCAAUUUCCAUCGCUGUACUACAUCACUUAAGUACAGAGAAUAGGAGGAAGAAGGCAAUUGAAGAAUUAGUCCGAGUUGUCAAAAAGGGUGGACUGGUACUUAUAACUGUUUGGGCUGUAGAACAGGAAGAUGGAUCAUUGGUUGCUAAAUGGACUCCUCUAUCCCAAAAAUAUGUAGAAGAAUGGAUAGGACCUGGUAGUCCUCGUGUUCGAAGCCCUUCAUCCUUCACUUUGGAAAGCAUCCCAGAAACAGAGGAGAAUAAUUCUAAAGAGCUUAUACAAGAUUCCGAGAAGAAUGCAGAUGAGGAAUUUAUGAAAACUAUGGAUUCAAUAUCUCAAACUGAACAUAAUUCAGUUUUUAAAGAUGAAAAAAAUGCAAAAAAUCAGCAGGAAUAUUUUGUUCCUUGGCAUUUACCAUAUCAUCGUGCUGAAGUCAGUGGUGCGUCUGCUUGCGCCCUGGCAAGCGGCCUGGCGAAAAAAGAUGAUAAAAAGGGCGCUGUUGUGUAUAACAGAUACUACCAUGUCUUCAGCGAAGGUGAACUUGAAAGGUUAGUAACUGGCAUGAAAAAUGCAGUAGUAGUUGAUCGAUUUUUUGACAAAUCGAACUGGUGUGUCAUUCUUGAGAAAACUUCGUGAAGGAGUAGCUGCAUAUCAAGGAGAGAUGAUUGUAUUCGCAUAGGAUGGCUGAUUUUUUCUUGUAAAAAAGUUGGUCUAUAUGUUUGGAGCAAGCUACAACAGCCUCGCUGCACUUUUGAUUUUGAUGUAUGUUGUGAAGGAACUUGAUUCGCUAGUGGUGCUGGCAGCGAGGGCAGAAUAAAUUGUUGCUUCUUAGCUUACCAAGGAACUAUAUGCUGUUCCUGUUAAAGCAGAAGCUUUAUGUGAAAGUUUGAGUUGAAUUGGUCAAUUCUGAAUUACAUGUGCACUGUACCAUAUAGUUGUCAAUCAAUUUUUCAUAUGCUGGACCUGCCAGAUGGGGAAGGAGUUCAAUUGGCAGGGUGGUGUCUACUAUCUGGAGAUGGCCUGAUUUUGAUUUUGUUUGGAUACUAGGUACAAUGAUUUGUUAUCCAUCACACAAUUUCAUUACAUCCUUCUUUGUAACAAAUGCAUUCAUUUCUCUA